AAAAAAGUAACGCCUGUCACUUUUCCUGUUCUGAGACAAGAUCAAAAGAUGGCUGUUGUGCGAGUCACUAGCCUUUUGUGUUUUUGCAUUUUUCUUUUUAUAUUUCAACAUAAGGCUAUCGCUGAUCCUGUUAGGUCUGAAAAGGAAGUAACGCAAAUUGUUCUUGUGGGUGCUACCGGGGAUUUAGCCCGCAAAUAUCUAUGGCAAGGUUUCUAUAAUUUGUACCUGGAACACGAAAGCCCGAGUGUAAAGCUACAGUUUUACGCAGCUGCGAGAAUCGAGAGAGAAGCUGGUUCAAAAAAGAUUAAAGAAAUACUCCAACAGUCCGUUAAAUGUAUCAAUGAUGACGAUAACUGCGAAUCUAAGCUGGCUGCAUUCAACUCUCAAGUAAUCUACCAUAAGCUUAAGGUAGACGAAGACUACAAUGUGUUGUGCAGGAUUCUCAAUAAAGAGGAGCCUUCAGACAAGGGAGGUCGUUUAUUCUACUUGUCUGUACCCCCCUCCGCAUAUAGCUCAAUAGCUAAAAGUAUACAUUCACAUUGCAGGCCUUUGAAUGACCAACAAUUCUUGCGGGUAGUUUUUGAAAAGCCCUUUGGUGAGGAUUUGUCAUCUGCAAAAAAGCUUGCAAAAACCCUUGCUGAGUAUUUUCAAGAGGAGGAAAUCUUCCGCAUUGAUCAUUAUCUUGGUAAGACAGGAGUUCAACAAAUACUGAAGUUCCGAGCUGAGUUAGAUGAACAGUAUGACCAACUAUGGAACAAAAAUCAUGUUGACCGUGUGGAGAUUGUAUUGAAAGAAAAAGACAACUGCAAAGGCAGAACAAGGUUUUACAAUCAGUAUGGAGUCAUACGUGAUGUGAUGCAAAAUCACAUGACUGAGCUAAUGCUAAUGGUUGCUAUGGAAAUGCCAAUCAAUCUGAGUAGUAUCAGUGAUGUUCAGAAAAAGAAACAGAAAAUCCUUAGUGAUAUAAGACAACCUAACCGGCAUAGUUCAGUUAUUGCACAGUACAAAGAUUACAGAAAACAUUGUGGAAAUGAGAAAUGUAGUUCAAAUCAAAAUAUACAGACACCGACAUUUGCUGUUGUUAAGCUUUAUGUCGACAAUGCAAGGUGGCGUGAUGUUCCAUUCAUUUUUAUAUCUGGAAAAGAUCUUGAUGAGAGAACUGCAUAUAUCAGAGUAGUAUUCAAAAACCAAGACUAUUCUGUAGGACACUCCCAGUCAGAGCAGUGCCCUAUCAGCCAGGUUGUGUUUCACAUUCAAGGAGGAAGUCUUGCUAGCCCAGCACUAGUAGUUUCUAACAAUUUGCCGCAAAUCUUGAAAUUUUCUGACUGGAAUUUGAUACAGCCAGAACAUGUUUUAUAUGGAUGCCAAGGUAAUAAUAACCAAGUAUUCACUCCAACUAAAAGUCAUGAUGCUUAUAGUGUUUUGAUCAAUGGUGUUUUUAAUGGCAAGCGGGAUAUGUUCAUUGGAACAGACAAUCUGCUUGCUUCAUGGAGAGUUUGGACACCAUUGAUUAACCAGCUGAACAGUCAGUUACCAAAGCUCUAUGACAGAGAUCAUCUUGGUGUACUAAAUUUCACACUCAAAGGAAGAGGAAUCUUAUUUACACAGAAUACCCUAGAACAAGAUUAUAAAUUUGAUGAAAAUAAAGUAUUUCUGGGGAAGCCCCUUGUGUCAGGACCAUUGGAAGUUGUCAUCAGUAAGUUAGCGAGAAGAAUCAUCAAAUGUGCUGAUGAUGCAGUAUCACGCCAAGGAGUGUUCCACAUGGCCCUUUCUGGUGGUUCUAGUCCCAUACCAUUGUUUGAUGAGCUUGUGGUCUCCCACCCUGAGAUCCCCUGGUAUGCUACACAUGUGUGGCUGGUGGAUGAGCGGUGUGUCGCACUAACUGACUCUGCAUCAAAUUUCAAAUCAAUUCAUGAUAACUUACUGCAGCAUGUGCAGAUCCCAUUUUUUAACAUUCACCCAAUGCCAGUGAGCCUAAAGAAAAGCUUCUGUCAUGAAACAGAUGAAGGACCUGAAAUAUAUGAACAACAAAUGAAAUCACUACUUGUCAAUCAAACCAUGGAUUUUGUACUGCUGGGUGCAGGUACGGAUGGUCAUGUUGCCUCACUUUUCUCUAACAGUCCCUCUCUUGACCAGACCUCAGCAUGGGUUGCCAUUUCACACAGCAUGAACCUUGAACCUAAGGGUAAACGAAUGACUUUCACUUUGGACUUCAUCAACAAUGCUAAAGAGAUUGCUGUUCUCAUUCAUGGAGAAAAGAAAGCAGCUAUUGUUAGAAAGAUUGGAUACAGUCAGGCAAGUCCCCAAUUACCGGUGAUGCUAAUUCAACCAAAGCAUGGUAAAUUAGUUUGGUACAUUGACAAUAAGUCAUUAGAGCAAGAAACCAAAGACAUUACCCAUACAGAGCUUUAGAUGAUCAUAUUUAGAUUAUCAUUAGCAAGCCUUCUAGAUUUGUUGUGCACAUGCCACUGUAUAAUGCAGCUGUUUGAUUGUAUAAAAAACAUGUAGUAACAUGGCAUCCAAACCAAUAAUAUCUCAAUUUUUAUUUAA
Molecule: messenger RNA, 2550 nt
Organism: Nematostella vectensis (starlet sea anemone)
Lineage: Eukaryota; Metazoa; Cnidaria; Anthozoa; Actiniaria; Edwardsiidae
Product: GDH/6PGL endoplasmic bifunctional protein
Exons: 1
Coding region: 49-2412 (787 amino acids)
Biological process (GO): glucose metabolic process; pentose-phosphate shunt, oxidative branch; pentose-phosphate shunt
Cellular component (GO): endoplasmic reticulum
Molecular function (GO): 6-phosphogluconolactonase activity; NADP binding; glucose-6-phosphate dehydrogenase activity
Source: RefSeq, a predicted model, not a curated record